AUAUAUAUAUAUAUAGAGAGAGAGAGAGAGAGAGAGAGAGAGAGAGCGAUCAAUGAGUCACACUGAAGGUGCUGGAGGACGCAGUGGUGUCAUCAUGUCUGUUGUUUUUCUAUCUGCAUUGCUGCUUCUGCCCACUGUGGCGUCUGGCUCCGUCUCUUCAAGACUGCCGCCCAGACAUUGUCGCAGGUGUUGUGAUCAGCUGGACCCGCCCCUGAACCCCGCCUCCCAUCCUGCAGCCAAUCAUACACCUGAGAUCCGCACCUUUAUUAACAUGACAAUCCUCAAAGGAGAGAAAGGAGAGCGUGGUGACAGAGGAACUCCUGGCAAACCCGGUGGUGAUGGACCUCCAGGAUUCAGAGGCGAGACCGGACCCAAAGGCAGUAAAGGAGACACCGGAGCUCCUGGUGAUCCCUGUAAAGUCCAGCAGUCCUCUUUCUCGGUGGGCCGACGCAAAGCUCUGCACAGCUCCGAUUAUUACCAGGCUCUGAUCUUUGACACGGUCUUUGUGAAUCUGGACCAACACUUCAACAUGUUCAAAGGCAAGUUCUUCUGUUUAGUGGCAGGAGUUUAUUUCUUUAAUGUCAACAUUCACACCUGGAACUUUAAAGAGACGUACCUGCAUCUGAUGCACAACGACCACGAGCAGGUGAUUCUGUACGCGCAGCCCAGCGAUCGAUCCAUCAUGCAGAGUCAAAGCGUCAUGCUGUCAUUAGAGCUGAAUGAUGAAGUUUGGGUGAGACUGUACAAACGUCAGCGAGAUAAUGCCAUUUACAGCGAUAACACAGACAUUUACAUCACAUUUAAUGGACAUCUGGUGGCACCUAAACCGUAAAAGACAAAGAGACAGACAGUGAAUAUUCUUUCAUUCUUCAUCUCAUACUGAUGAAAUGACUCUUUUUUUUUUGGUCAUGAGAUCUUUCAUUUACCUUCAUUGUCUCUCUGGAUGAGUGAUGAUGAUGAUGAUGUAUGUUUAACAUCAGGGUGUUUUUCUCAUUUCAUCUUUAAACACAUAAACAAGGGGUUUUUGUCUGGACUGUUCCUUUAAUUUCAGUUCCCUUCUAGUAAAAUGGAGUCAGUGUGAAAUGAUGCUGUAGAUGUUUUCUCUGGCAGCUGCUCUAGGAUCAGUCUUUAUCUCGUCUUGUGUUCGUCAGUUGGGUUCAUGAAGGCUCUCUUCAAUAAAGAAUCACAAAUCUCAACCAUUAAUAGUUUCUCUUCACACUCGUCUUUUAUUCCAGUUGUCAUUUUAUUUCAUGAGUUUAUAAACCGAUGCUGUUAGUGUAUCAGCAGGUGCUCAGUUGUGUGUUUACUUUCUACAAAUAUUACUAUAAUUCUGAUGAUGUUUUGCUCAUUUUGAUAUAUUUUCAAUUAAAUUCAGCAACAAAAUAAUCACAAACUA
Messenger RNA from Misgurnus anguillicaudatus (oriental weatherfish), 1396 nucleotides. RefSeq names its product C1q and TNF related 6b (gene c1qtnf6b). Lineage: Eukaryota; Metazoa; Chordata; Actinopteri; Cypriniformes; Cobitidae. The record is from RefSeq and is a predicted model, not a curated record. Gene Ontology annotation, molecular function: protein binding.